Messenger RNA from Trypanosoma cruzi, 2349 nucleotides. RefSeq lists its product as uncharacterized. The transcript has a single exon. Bases 1 to 2349 code for a protein of 782 amino acids. The record is from RefSeq and is a predicted model, not a curated record. Lineage: Eukaryota; Euglenozoa; Kinetoplastea; Trypanosomatida; Trypanosomatidae.
AUGAUGUCAGAGUCCUGUUCCAAGAAUGAGGGCGAGUACAGCCAUUGCUCUGCCGUCAGUGUGAGUGGCAACGGGGAUUCUCUUUAUGGUGGGAAGCGUCGACGCCGUAGUUUUAAUGGGCCGUCACGCCCCAUCCUUAAGAUAUUCGGGAGGGAUGAGAGAGAAACAAUAGGCCCCGUUGACCCGAGAAAUGCCAAUAGUUCUGCCUUCUCACGGAGCUCCAAUGGGGGAAUUUAUCCGCCUUUCCGUGAGCAACGCUACACCCUCCGCCAUGACACCUUUAGCCUCAGUAGUGAUGUUUUUAGCAGCCGUGAUUCUAGUAGCGGUUCCUUCAUGCAAGGCAAAAACAUUCAUAGCAGGAGCAAAGACUUCCCCGUGCUUCAGCCUAAGCAAAAAGAGCAACCACAAGGACAGUUGGCUUUUUAUACGGAGAAGACAGCCCAAAUCAAGGAGGGUUUUUCCUCCCUAUCCAUGUCGCAAAUUCUUCCCCUGGAUGAGUCACCUUCCCCUGUGAAUGAGAAGGCAAAUGGGAGUGCGAAGGACAAUGUGAUGGAGAGUGGUACAAAUGCCACAAAUGUUGGUACCUCUAUCCCAGAAUUUGCACCCCAGAGUAAGGCAACGGCAGGAAAUAUCCAGCAGAAAUCCUGGAGCAUAGAUGGAAGCGCUGCACGUCAGUUCAUCGGUUUCUCCCACUCCACGUUGUCUGAGUUAACUUGUGUACAACUUUCGCCUUUUGAGAUGCCUGUCUUUCCAAAUAUCGAUUCGUUAGGAACAUCGGUUGCCGCCGAUGAGAAUUUCAAAAAAGAAGUGAAGGAAAAAGAAAAGGAAUGUCAGCAGCAAAAAAACGGACGGCCGAUUUGCGUUGCGCCAAAGGAAGAGUCUCCGUUAGCGUGGAGUUUCAACACCACAUCUCGAGAAAUGCCCAUUAUGCAUCAGUUGCCUCCUCUUUUCGAUGAUUGCGAUUCGGAAAGAGAACGUUGUAAAUUUAUUUGCCAUCCAUUUCUUUUAUUUAUUUUGCUUGGUCUUCUGUUGCCAUUUGCACUUCAGGAAUUGUUUGUGGUGGUAAACCACUUUGCGACGUCUGGACCAAUUAUUUGUGGUGGAGUGAAAUGUGUAUGCUCCUUGGAGGAUGUAUUAUUGUAUAUCUUUGCCUACGGAAUACAUAUGUAUAUUCCCUUUGCCCUUUUUUCGCCCACAUUAUUUUUCCUUUCGUAUGAUGUGGUUUUGCAGAAGGCGCGGGAAAAAGAGUUACGGGCCCGCAUGGAAUGUUACGCUGUGCCAGAGCACACAUCCUCUCACCCUUGUCCUCACACAGCCGACCGCAUAGCUGCGUCCUCUCGGCAAGGCGGUGGAGACAGGGAAUUUCCUCGUGAAACAAACGAUUUUUCUCUUCUUCAUUGGGAUUUACCCUCAUGUUUUAGCAUUAUGCGUCGGGGGGCAGUAUUUUGGAUAAUUGUUGUGGCACGUUUUGUUUUAUUAGCCAUAAUGGAUACACAAUUGCCUCUUAUGUCCAAAGUCCCCGUUGCUGUGUGGGGACCCAUGCGGUUAGUAGCCUUAUCGUUGCCGCUUAUAAUUUAUUCACUUUACGAGACUCGACCUUUUUUUGCCGUGCCGUAUGUUUUAUUAGAUGCCUUUCCUCUAUUGUUUCAGGUUAUUUUGGGAGACAAUAACAUGCCGGUAAAUACACGUUGCAUGGCAGGCCCGAUGCUUUUGGUUGUACUUGAAAGGUGCUUGUGGUAUGUGUCAGUCACGGCUAUACCAGAAGAAGUACCUGUGGGUGUUAAAAUAACCGUUAGUGCAACCUUUACUGCUAUGUAUUUUGUGUUAAUUCUGGCAUUAUCACUUCUUGUGGAUAUUAAGAAUGGAUUUUAUGUGGCUAUUGUUAUGGCUUUGCAAGUAUUUUUUUUAGAGCUACUUUUUAAUAUACUCUUACUGGAACUUCUUGCAUUUCGCCUUUAUACUUUUGUGAUGAAAUCCGUGUUUCGCCGAACGGUUGAGUUACCUCAAAUGAAAUGCACAGAUUCAACAAAUAUAUCCACACAAGUACGUUGGCCAACUUUGAUAAUUGCAAUUGGUGCUAUUUCUCCAUUUUUUCAGUUUCAUCAAUGGCCCCGAGCAAUACCACAUAGCGAUUGCCAUGGCAUUUUAUCAAAAAAGAUUAUUGUACACAUUGGAAUGUUCUUUAUUGUCAUUGGCGUUAUUAUACUGGCUACCGUGAUUACACUUAUUGCCCGCUGGAAACAUGAAGUACUUCGCAUGCCGUUAAUUUUGGAGGAUUGGUUUCUGUUAUUCAUUUGGGGAUGGUACGUUUUUUCUUCUGUCCCGUUGGCGUUGGCAGCUGUAUUUUGA